Musca vetustissima is the source of this 2590-nucleotide messenger RNA. RefSeq lists its product as uncharacterized. The record is from RefSeq and is a predicted model, not a curated record. Bases 1 to 2586 code for a protein of 861 amino acids. The transcript is spliced from 4 exons. Lineage: Eukaryota; Metazoa; Arthropoda; Insecta; Diptera; Muscidae.
AUGGCAAAUGAAAAUGACCAACAGCAUCAUCAUCAUCCGCAUCCGUCUGGACAUAAUGCUGUGAGUGAUCUACAAACGGACUGUGAAAAGAAUGCCUUGGAUUCGAUAAAAGCUCGUGAGGAAUGCAGUGGUGGUGGUGCUGCUGGUGGUGUUUGUUCGACAAGCAAAGAUGUUAGUGGUCCACACAAAGAAGACGAGCCGACAGACAGCUAUCAUCAUCAGGUUGAUGGCAGCGGUGGAAAUGGUGAAUGUUGUGAUGAGGACAGACCAACGGCAGCCAAGGGUAAUCUAAAUGAUUUGGUAGCAGAUUUGUGUUUAAAUGGUCAUCGAUCCCACUCACAAAUGAGUGGUAAUAAUGGGGGUGGAGCAUAUGGAGAAUAUCAAAAACCCUCUGGCAGAGCUAGUGGACAUGAAGAUAAUGCCGGGCACAAAUCCAUUGGUGAUGUUGCCUCUUCCACCACCAACCAUAACACACACACCACAGUUCCGGCACCCACCCAAAAUUCAUCAUCAUCGUCAUCAUCAUUUUCCUUUAAACAUUUCCUUAGUAGCAGCAGUGCUCAUACUGCCCCCUCGACCACAGUCACAUCAUUGGAUCCACCAUUGAAUGUUAGCAGUGGCAACAACAACAGUACGUCCACAACAUCAUCAUCUGCAAAUUCCACGUCUGCCACACUUUCCCUACAAACAUCAACGGGUGCCCGUCCCAAAGUUCCACAAUCGAAUUCUGUUUCGUCCACAUUAACAGUGAGUGGUGGUGGUGCAACAACAAAUUGCGGCGGCAGCGGCCUAGAUGGCCUGUCCUCGGCCACAAAAAUGAAACGCUCACCACGUUUUUCAUCAUUUGACUCGCAGGCGAGUCUGGCUGAGUAUGCUGGUGCAUCGAAUUCAGCUGAUUUGCCACCUGGGGAAGCGUCAUCAGGUGGUGGAGGCGGUCUCAGCGCAGGAAGAUCAUCCGACUAUCGUCUAUAUCCGGAUGAAAGGGAACGCGAUCGAUUUGCAGAAUGGAAUCUCCCCUCCAAUACAUCUACGAUGACAACAAAUUCUUCAGAUUAUGAUCGUGGCGGUCAAUAUGUACCACGUUCCUAUUCAAAUUAUGAAAUCCCACGACCACAGACCUCACCACGACGUCGUGUUGGUAUCGGUGCUAAUCGUGAUACGCGACCCACCCGUUUAACUUUGAAUACCAAUUCGCAAUCGACAACAAUGGCUGCCAAAUUGAAAUUGGAUUUGCCCAUAAAUCAAAAUAACAGUGGCGGCAGUGGCGGAGGAUCGGCUGCUGCAUCGUCGUCCAGCCGAAGAAGAACCCUAGCAACACGUCCAACAGAUUUUCAACCACCCAAUCCCUUGCCGGGUGGUGCUGCGGCGGCCGCAGCAUUACCCGAUUUUGUGCAAGAUCAUUGGAUGGAUUCGUGGUAUGCCAAUGAUAUGCACGUUAAUUCACCACCAUCUUCGCCCAUUGCGGCAUUUGCUGAUGAAAUGCCAGGCAGUAGUGGUGUAGAUCAGGCUAUUGGGGGUGGUGGUGUUGGCGGCAUCGGUGGUGCGGGUGUCAGGUCACGUAACCUUGAUAAUGCACCCUUGCCCGGGCCAGCCGAUAUGGGCGGUUUUAAUAUGGGUCUACCCGAACAACCCUCAUCAUCAUCGGUGGGUUCGAAAAUGUUACCCGAUUUCCUUAGCGAUGGCCCCAUAAUACAUUCGUCACAGCGUUUGGCCGACAUCGCUGCCGGAUUGCCAUCAAAUUCCGUCGGCUCCCCCGAAGAGUCGACGCUCAGCAAUCAAUUGUCAAGGUUACGUUCCGAUAAUGCUUUACUACAACGGGAAUUGGAUGAAACACGGGCAGCUCUCAGCGAACAGACGUCGCGGGCAAAUAAUCUCGAACGUCAGCUAAUGGAACAGCAACGUUUACACAGAUCCGAAACGGAAGAGACCAUGGAUAGCAAUAAGAAACAUUCAACGGCCGUACAAAAUCUUGUCACAAAACUAAAAUUGCAGGUGCAACAGUUAACCGCGGAGGUGGAGAUUUUGAGGCGUGAACGGGAUUUGAUGCGUGAAGAAGGUGCUGUGGGUGGCUGUAACGUUUCGGCGGCGGCAACAAACUGUGAUCGUUCUCCUCCUUCUAAUAACUCCUAUGCCGCAGCGGCUGCUGUAACAAGUAGCAAUCGUGGUGUGGGUGGUGGUGGUGGAGCUGCAUCGAAUGCAGCAACGCCAGGUGGAGGUAUUGGUGGUGUUGGGACUCCAACUGCCAGUGUUGCCGCUGGAGGUUUAGGUGGUGGCUGUAUGGGUGUUAGCAGCAGUACAGGUGGUGGAGUGGCUGGUGCCGGUGUUGGUAUUGCUGGCACCGCAGGCAUUAUUGGCCUUAGACCGUCCAGAGCACAACAGUUAUCAUUAGAUUUGCGGAGGGCAGCAUCAAAUGCAGAACAAAACCUGAGGCAACUAUUGGCUGGUGUGGAUAAUUUACGUCAAAUGGCGGCAAAUAUUGAAAAAUCUGAAACCCACAUAGACUACGAUGCUAGUCCGGAUUUAUUUUCAGAUUUUAUAGACGAUUGUGAUGAUUAUGAAGAAUAUCCGGGUGGACCGGCUUUGUAAAUUG